This is a messenger RNA of Zerene cesonia (dogface butterfly), 600 nucleotides long. RefSeq names its product allergen Tha p 1-like. The transcript is spliced from 2 exons. NCBI's taxonomy places the organism in Eukaryota, Metazoa, Arthropoda, Insecta, Lepidoptera, Pieridae. The record is from RefSeq and is a predicted model, not a curated record. Bases 147 to 524 code for a protein of 125 amino acids.
GCGCCUUGGAUUGUAAUAUCAACAACGCAAUGCACUUUAAUUGCAAACAUGAACACUAGUAUAAAUGCAUAAAUAUCCUAGGUGGUCAUGAAAUCCUCACAGUUGUGUCUGGACAGGCAUCACUUUACUAUAUCUAACGGUUUACAAUGAAGCUGACAGCACUACUCGUGUUAUGUAUAGCCGCCGUGGUGUGGUCCAAAUCUACAUACACCGAUAAAUAUGAUAACAUAAACGUGGACGAGGUGCUAGAAUCUGAACGGCUCUUAAAAGGCUAUGUGGAGUGCCUCAUGGACAGAAGCCGGUGUCCACCCGACGCAAAAACAUUAAAAGAAACAUUGCCUGACGCUUUGGAGAACGAAUGUAACAAAUGCACGGCGAAACAAAAAACCAAUGCGGACAAAGUUAUCAAACAUUUAGUUAAUAAGCGACCGGAAUUAUGGAAGGAGUUAGCCACUAAAUAUGACCCUGAUAACAUCUACCAAGAAAGAUACAAGGACAAAAUUGAUGCUGCAAAGAAGAGUUGAGUAGUUAAAGUUUUGUGUUCACGUAAAAUUUGACAAAAUUCUUCUAUACGUAAUAAUUAUUAUGGUGUGAUUUUAA